AUGGAGAUGGGAACAGAUGAUGCAUUUAGAGGUGACUGCUGUGACUUCAGCACCCUUGGCCCCCAGUGCCAUGCUUGGAGAUGCCUGUACAUACCCCACAGAUUCGUGCUGCCUCAGGAAUUGCAGGUCCAUCGUGCAGAGGCCACACAUGUCACAUGUGACAGUGGCAGUCCUUGUGCUGCCCAGCCCCUCUGGUGCAGUGGUGGCUCAUGUGACAUCUCCAGCCUCAUAAGCCCUUUCUCUGUUGCUGUGCAGGGCCAUUUGUGUCUCUGCUGCUGUGGAGCCACAGGGGACACUUCCCCGGGUGGUGGCUGGCAGGGGUGGGGCUGGGCUGCGGGGCCAGUGCCACAGCACCUGCUCAGAGGUUCUCCAGUGCUGGCAGCAGCUGCAGGAACAGGCAGACAGGUCUGGGUGCAGCCGCGGUGGAUGACGAUGGCCGGUCGCCGAUGGCUCGUCCCGCCCGUUCAAGGCCUGCUGCUCUGCAUCUUGGCUCUGCACAUCCGUCUCCAGGACUCUCUUGCCCCAGCAGAGCACGACACAGUUGCCAACAGCACCGUGGUGGCUGCCAAGAAUGCCUUGUGGGUUGCUGCAGCCACCAAGAAUGCCUCAGUGGUGACUACAGCUGUAAAGAACACCACCAAGGAUGCCGUACUGGUGGCCACCAAAAAUGCCAGAGCAAUGGUCACCAAGAAUGCUGUAGUGGUGGCUACCACCAAGAAUGCCUCAGAGGUGGCCACCAAGAACGCCUCAGUGGUGACCACAGCUGUCAAGAACACCACCAAGGGUGCCGCAGUGGUGGCCACCACCAAGAAUGCCAGAGCAGUGGCCACCAAGAAUGCUGCAGUGGUGGCUGCCACCAAGAAUGCUGCAGUGGUGGCUGCCACCAAGAAUGCCUCAGAGGUGACCACAGCUGUCAAGAACACCACUAAGGGUGCCGCAGUGGUGGCCACCACCAAGGGUGCCGCAGUGGUGGCCACCACCAAGAAUGCCAGAGCAGUGGUGGCUGCCACCAAGAAUGCCAGAGCAGUGGUGGCUGCCACCAAGAAUGCCUCAGAGGUGGCCACCAAGAAUGCCUUGGUGGUGGCCACUGCCAGCAACACCUCGGUGGCUUCCACUGGCAAUGCCUCAGUGGCCACCAACACCUCUGUGAAUGGUGCACAAGAGACAAUGCUCACCUGCCAGAGCUUUCAGUGCUCCGGGGAGAGGUGUUACCAGGAUGAAGCCCACUCCAACAGAACAGUCACCUGCCAUAAUGAGACUUACUGUGAGCUUUAUCGUUUCUCCAGCACAAACUACACAGCCGGGUGCAGCAGCAGGUGUGGUGUGGGGCUGUGCAGGACCAACGGCAGCGAGAGCAGGCAGCAAUGUGCCCUGGAGUGCUGUGCCACCCCACUGUGCCUGCAGCUCAACGCCAGCACCUACGGUGACCUGCCACCCACCACUGCUCCACCCAGGACCACCAACACCACCCACCGACCUCCCCCCCAAAACGGGAAAGUGUGCACAGCAUUCUCCUGUCACGGGGAUGGGUGUUUCAAAGGCAGGAAGACCGUUGCUAGAUGCACGUUGGGGCAGGACUUCUGUGAGAUGAAGAGGACGGGCUUGAAUUACAUGGCAGGAUGUAGCAAAGCCUGCAAGGCUGCCAAACCAGUCUGUGCCAGUGGGAUGAAGGCUGCCUGUUACCAGGAAUGCUGCCCAGCCACCCCGAAAGCCAGCUGUCUGAAACUGGAUGGCAAAAUUCAUGUCAAUAGCGCUGGGCAGGGGUAGGCAGCCGUCGGGAUGCUCCACAGCCUGCCCUCCUGCAGCAGAGCUCCACAGCGCUCGGUAGGAUCCUGUUGCUCCCUGACUUCAGCCAAGGCCACUAUCAAACACUCUCUGUCACAUCCCUCAGAAAGCUACAGGAGGGAUUCUGCCCUGCCCCACCCAAAUCCUGUAGGCCUGAGAGACCCACAAACUAAUUGUGGGUCUUGAGAGCUGUGCAGUGUGUGCCUCUGUGCUCCUGCAAUGAGGGACCAGGAACGAGGUGUUAGGCCUCCUUAAAAAUCAGAAAAUUCUGCCUUGACUGAAGGCACAGGGGCUCCUCUAGUCAUUGACCUGCUUGUGGUGCAGCCUCCCUGGACCCCCUGUGACCUGUUUAGUUCUGAGCAGUUUAGUUCUGAACUGCUCUGGCAAUGAAAUGCCUCUUGCCUGGGUGGGUAAAAUGGUAACUCCAUGUUUUGUCUCCAAGUCCUAGGCAGGAAAAUGGGAUUACUCUAAAAGUGUCUCAUGUUUUAGAUGAUCCUGUUUCACAUCUGUGGUUCUCUGUUGCUAAAGGCAGAGCCCAGAUGUGAGCCUGUGACAUGAACACCCCCAGUGCUUCCCCAGCCUGUUCUUCCAGCACACAGAGCUGGUGCAGAGCUGGUUGGGCAGAAUUCCCUGGAGUCAAGGUGCUGCCAGUUGUGCACACGUGCAUGGCACUGUCCCCUGCAACCGCUCUCCUCUGCUGCCGCUGGCUCCUUAGAGAAAAGACUGCAAAUUAUUAAAGUCUGUGUAUCAGCC
Molecule: messenger RNA, 2538 nt
Organism: Pseudopipra pipra
Lineage: Eukaryota; Metazoa; Chordata; Aves; Passeriformes; Pipridae
Exons: 10
Coding region: 1-1767 (588 amino acids)
Source: RefSeq, a predicted model, not a curated record